Molecule: messenger RNA, 2359 nt
Organism: Myripristis murdjan (pinecone soldierfish)
Lineage: Eukaryota; Metazoa; Chordata; Actinopteri; Holocentriformes; Holocentridae
Gene: flcn
Product: folliculin
Exons: 12
Coding region: 262-1938 (558 amino acids)
Biological process (GO): positive regulation of transforming growth factor beta receptor signaling pathway; negative regulation of transcription by RNA polymerase II; positive regulation of TORC1 signaling
Cellular component (GO): cytosol
Molecular function (GO): GTPase activator activity
Source: RefSeq, a predicted model, not a curated record
GCGUGACUGCGAGUCACAUGAUGUGCCGCUCAGCCAGCAGCUGCGGAAAAUACACAAGAAAAAGUCUGUAAAAUCCUAAACUCAAAAUACGAGAACUACGUAUAGAGGUUUGGAAAACGGGCGAAUUUAAGAAUCACAGAGUUUAUUUAUCGUCUACAUUCCAAGAUGCUGUCUGAAUACAGCGACCUGAGGACAGUGCAACCUGUAAACGUCUUUCUGUGAAGUAUUGUGCACCGGAUCAUUUGAGGAUCUGCACUGAAGAUGAACGCCCUGGUUGCUCUCUGUCACUUCUGUGAGCUCCAUGGCCCCCGGACAUUGUUCUGCACCGAGGCCCUGCACCCUCCAUCCCCCUCGCCCUCCCAGGCAGGGGCCCCGCUGCCCGGGGACAGGGACCGAGACGGGGACCGGGAGGGUGAAGGACUCACCAUGAGGGCCAAUAGCUCGGCCACACAGAGAGGAGACAUGUGCGAGGGUUGUCGAUCCCUGCCUGCAUCUCACCCGGGUUUUGUGAGCAUUGAUGAUGAGACAGGCAUCCGCUUCCUGAGCCACCAGCAUCCCCGACAGCCGCAGCUGUUCAGUGUGGUACGCCAGGCCUGUGUACGCAGCCUCAGCUGUGAGGUUUGUCCUGGGCGUGAGGGCCCGAUUUUUUUUGGAGAUGAGCAGCACGGUUUUGUGUUCUCGCACACUUUCUUCAUCAAAGACAGCCUUGCCAGGGGUUUCCAGCGUUGGUACAGUGUUGUCAUGGUGGCCAUGGAUAGGAUCUACCUCAUCAACUCCUGGCCUUUCUUGUUACGCCACCUUAGACUUACUAUACAGAGCUUGCAAAGCACAGCCCUCAAGGUGUUUGACAGUGAACAAGGAGUUUGUCCUCAGCGAGCAGUGAGGAUGAACAGCGUGUUCUCCCCUGCUGUCUUCCCUCACCAGAGGAGUGGCAACGCAGCCCGCUCGCUGACCUCCCUCACGCAGCACCCCAACCUCUGGGCCAGCCUGCACUCCUCCUUCAGCUGGCUGCUGAAGGCCUGUGGCAGUCGACUGACAGAGAAGUUGCUGGAAGGAGCCCCCACUGAGGACACACUGGUGCUCAUAGAGAGACAGACAGAACAAGAGGAGGAAAUGAGCUGCUGGGAGGGGGCAGAGGGCGGUGGUUCGAGACCACCGAGGCACCAAUCGGAGAGCGAGCUGGACCAAGACUUCCUGUGUGAUGAUGCAAAGUUAGAGGCAUUUCCUGGUCCAAAGUUCAGGUCGCUGAGGCACCUGAGACAGGUGCUCGGUGCUGCUGAGUUUCGUCAGCUUGCGUGGCAUGUGCUCAUGGGAAACCAGGUCAUAUGGCGAGGUGCAGAUCCAGGGCUCAUCCAAUCAGCUUUUACGAUGCUCAAGUCCUUGCUCCCAGUAGGCUGUGUGCGCUCUGUGCCAUACAGUGCCCAGUAUGAAGAAGCCUACAAAUGCAACUUCCUGGGUCUCAGCCCCGAUGUGCCCAUUCCAACCCACGUCAGCUCCUCAGAGUUUUCCGUGUUGGUGGAUGUCAGCAAAGAGAGAAGCUGUCACUUUUCAGCCACAGGUGACGAUGACAUCACCUCACUUUAUCAGUUCACCAUCAGCAGUGCCAACACUCAGCCCACAGACAGGGGACCCACCCUACUGAAUAAACUUGAGGUGGCUUUAUCGAAUGAGAACCUGUCUGUCGACGUGGUGUCUCACUGCCUGUUGUGUCUGAAGGAGGAGUGGAUGAAUAAAGUGAAAGUGCUGUUCAAGUUCUCCAAAGUGGACGGGCGAGGGAGGGAGGACACCCAGAAGGUGCUCACCCUCCUGGGGGCCACGGGGCCAGGGGAGGAGGACAACGUCAGGCUGCUCAAGUUCUGGAUGACCGGGCUCAGCAAAACCUAUAAAAGUCAUCUGAUGACAGCUGUGAGAGGAGGGGAGAGGAGCCCCAGCCAGUGACAGACCGACAGACAGGGAGGGAGGAGGUAGAGGGGUGACGAAAAGGGAAUUGACAAGGAAAAGGGUGAGACAGAGGACAGACAAAUGAUCUUCUAAUGAUCUCUUUUUGUAGCUGGGGGAUUUCCGGUAGAACAAAAGGGAAGAAUAUGAGUGUUAGUGGAUGACUAAAAUGCUUUGGCUCAUCCAUAAUUAUCCCUCUGUGUAAUAAGAAAUCCAUUGUGUUGAUAACCUUGAUUGUUAUCCAGCACAGAAUAACAACAUUCAGUUUUGGAUGAUGUGUAAGGGUUUUUAUUUGUCAUAGGGAAUUGUUAUAUUGAUGUUUUCAUACUAAUAUGUAAAAUAUAAGUUAUUACAAAAGACUCGGUGGUUUGUUAACUCAUUUAUAGAUGUUUUAAAACAAAAUAAAUGAAUUUGUACAGUU